Scheffersomyces stipitis CBS 6054 is the source of this 1314-nucleotide messenger RNA. It is a transcript of the gene BAT21, whose product is annotated as branched-chain-amino-acid transaminase. The transcript has a single exon. Gene Ontology annotation, cellular component: mitochondrion. NCBI's taxonomy places the organism in Eukaryota, Fungi, Ascomycota, Pichiomycetes, Serinales, Debaryomycetaceae. Gene Ontology annotation, molecular function: branched-chain-amino-acid:2-oxoglutarate transaminase activity. Bases 16 to 1128 code for a protein of 370 amino acids. The record is from RefSeq and is a predicted model, not a curated record. Gene Ontology annotation, biological process: L-leucine biosynthetic process; L-valine biosynthetic process.
GUCAGAUACUCAUCCAUGUCUGCUCCAUUAGAUGCCUCCAAGCUUGUGAUCCACAAGACCACCACCCCCAAGGAAAAGUUGCCCAACGAUAAGUUGGUCUUCGGCAAGACCUUCACCGACCACAUGUUGGAAAUCGAAUGGACUGCUCAAGCCGGCUGGGGCACUCCUACCAUUUCUCCCUACCACAAGUUGUCUUUGGAUCCUUCUACUGUCGUAUUGCACUACGCUUUUGAGUUAUUUGAAGGUAUGAAAGCUUACAGAGACACUGAUAACAACAUCAGAACCUUCAGAGGUGACAAGAACAUGGACAGAAUGAACAAGUCCGCUGACAGAAUCGCCUUACCAACCUUUGAUGGUGAAGAGUUGAUGAAGCUCAUUGAUCAGUUCUUGCUCGUAGACGAAAGCUUUGUUCCACAAGGUGCUGGCUACUCCCUUUAUUUAAGACCAACUAUGAUCGGAACCACCGAGUCAUUGGGUGUAGGUACGCCAGAUAAGGCACUCUUGUAUGUUAUUGCAUCUCCCGUUGGCCCUUACUAUGGUACUGGCUUCAAGCCUGUUUCCUUAGAAGCCACUGACUAUGCUGUUAGAGCCUGGCCAGGUGGUGUAGGUAACAGAAAGUUGGGUGCCAACUAUGCUCCUUGUGUCAGACCUCAGUUAGAGGCUGCUAAGAGAGGUUACCAACAAAACUUGUGGUUAUUCGGAGAGGAAGGCUACAUUACCGAAGUCGGUACCAUGAACGCUUUCUUUGUAUUCAAGAACGCUGACGGCACCAAGGAGUUGGCCACUGCUCCUUUGGAUGGUACCAUCUUGGAAGGUGUCACCAGAGACUCGAUCUUGGAACUCACCAGAGAAAGAUUGCCAAAGAACGAAUGGGUAGUGUCCGAACGUAAGUUCACCAUUGGUGAAGUUGAAGAAAGAGCUGCCAAGGGUGAGUUGAUCGAAGCAUUUGGUGCUGGUACUGCUGCUGUUGUUUCUCCUAUCAAGUCUAUUGGCUGGAAGGGCAAGGAAAUCGAAGUUCCUUUGGCUGCUGGCGAUUCCGGCGAAUUGACCGCUCAAGUUGCUGAGUGGAUCAGAAAGAUCCAAUACGGUGAAGAACAGUACAAAAACUGGUCCAGAGUUGCUCAAUAGAUUUUUUGACAUUACAACUAUUUAGAGACAAUAGCUGUGUACGAUGUAUGUGUAUUGAAGAUAUGCAAAUUUAUGUAGGUACCAGUAGCGAGAGUGAUACGAUUACAGACUUGAGUUGAGAAUCACAAGAAGGGAGACCAUAAAAUGGGAUAUCCUUAAGAUGAUACUAUAAGACACAAUGCUUAC